This is a messenger RNA of Insectozyma verbasci, 733 nucleotides long. The record is from the annotation of a GenBank genome assembly. Lineage: Eukaryota; Fungi; Ascomycota; Pichiomycetes; Serinales; Debaryomycetaceae.
AUGACUUUAUCAGAUGAACAAGUAUGUACUUUGAAAAAAAAUAUCAUAAAUUACAUUUUACUAACAAUUCAAGGUUAAAUCUGAGCUUACUAAAAUGCAAGCUUUUAUUGAAAAAGAGGCAAAGGAAAAAGCUAAAGAAAUAAGAUUAAAAGCAGAUGAAGAAUAUGAAAUUGAAAAAGCAUCAAUUGUAAGAUCAGAAUCAUCAGCUAUAGAUUCAACAUAUGAGCAAAAAUUGAAAAAAGCAAGUUUAUCACAACAAAUUACUAAAUCAACGAUUGGUAAUAAAACAAGAUUAAAAAUUUUGAGUGAAAAGGAUGCAAUUUUAAAUGAAAUUUUUGAUAAUGCAGAAAAAGAAUUGAAAAAAAUUGCAACAGAUGAAAAAGAAUAUAAAAAAGUAUUAAUUGGUUUAAUUGAAGAAGGUGUUUUAGCAUUAAUGGAAAAUAAAAUUACAUUAAGAAUUAGAGAAGCUGAUAAAAAAAUUGUUGAAAGUGCAAUUGAAGAAGCAAGUAAAAAUUUCGAGGAUAAAAGUAAAUUUAAAGUUGAUAUUUCAAUUGAUGAAUCUGAAUAUUUGUCAAAAGAUAUUGCAGGAGGUGUAGUUAUUAUAAAUGGGUCUGGUAAAAUUGAAGUAAAUAAUACAUUAGAAGAAAGAUUAAAAAUAUUAUCAGAAGAAGCAUUACCAGCAAUUAGAUUAGAAUUAUUUGGACCAUCACCAACUAGAAAGUUUUUUGAUUAA